CGCGACGAUUCACGAGCAUUCGGAUUAGCCGGGUAGCCUAGUAGAAUCGUUGACAGCGUUUCCCUCUCCUUAGUUAGAGCGGAGCGCGGCGUACGCAAUGCUGCUUUGCGGUGUUUUAUGUUCCGUGUUUUCGGUUCCAUUUGGUGCGAUCGUACAAAUCGUAAUAUUUCUUCUACAGAAUUCGAACGUCUCGAGAGUGCAGGCUUCCCUUCCCCCGGGAGCUGAGGAUGAAAUAAUUGUUAUCGAGCAUUUACCAGGACGUCGAGUUCAUCUGCAAGAUUUCUUUUGGACGGAUGCAGAGGAUGCUCCGCCAUGGGUGGAUUCUAACCAACCCUUUCAUGAAACUAGAACCGUUCAUCACACAGUAACAAUUUACUUGCCAACUGAAGAAAGAGAUGACGACGACCCGAAACCUCGCAACGACCUUGAUUCUAAUGAUUCCAAAUGUACCACGUGUAUCGAACCUACGCCAAGACUGCACGACGACGACGAUCAAAAUAUUGGUAUUCUAAUCGGAGAAGAUCCUGGACCAAGGUACUGGCUAUUAACAGUUCUUCGUGCUGGUGAAGCUGUACCGCCUAAGAUUGAAUUGAAAUUGGCUCGCUUAUAUCGGACAGCAUUCUCAAGACAACAACAACGACAUCUUGGACUUCUGCAGAUGGAUUCUCGAUUUCAGAGAGCUGCAGACGAACGGACACUCGUCGCAAACAAGAUUUCUUCAAGAAGUCGACCAGUACCCAGAAAAUUGAUAUCAAAUGACAUUGAAGGGGAAAGCACAAACAAGCAUUCAGAAUUACGCUUACUUAAUUAUUCGGCAGAAGGGACUGUUCAAGUUAGAAUGCAAAAUACAAGUAUAACUGAAAAUGGUGCUACAAGAUUGGUUUAUUCGGUUCACCUAGGUGGAAAACCUGUACCUGCUGAAACAGCUGCCAGAGACAUGGCUCUUUUAUCACCACAAGAAGUGGCAUUAGAACUUGGUGCUCCAGUUAUUAUUCAAAGUGAACCUUACUUAAAAGAAUCUCGACCAUUGGCGCUGUCAAGAAAAAGGGAUGCAUGGUUAUUAAUUGGAGCAGCCAGUGCCGGCUUCAUUCUUUUGGCUGUUAUACUUGUGGGAUUAAUUUUCACAGCAAAAAGAAAAAGAUCACACAGUGCAAUAGUAGCUCCACCAAAUCGCAGCAUUUUAAGAAAAAAGCCGGACUAUGUAUCAACAUCCAGUGGUCGCGAUAAUACUGUUUUUUCAACAUCAGAAAUUGAUAUUAAGACUGAAGGUAGUAGUCAAAGUCACACACCUGGAAGUGUGGCAAGGACUUCAGUUACUCCUGAACCUACAGAUAAUUUCGAUGUAGGAAUUCACAAAGCUUCCAGUGAUAAUGAAGAAGAACAAAAGAGAAAGGCACAAGAACCAAGUAUUUUAGAAUAUUCUUCAAAAAAAACAAGACUGACACAUGGAAGAAUAUUGCGGACAAAUGCUGUUGACAUGCCUAAAGCAUCAGAUUCAAUGGAUGUGAUGGCUAAUCGCUUAGGAACAUUAGAGUCUUUGGAAACCAAUUACAUGAGACAAGGAGAAGAAGAAGAAGAAGAAGAAGAAGAAGAAGCUACUGCUUCACCCCAUUCUUAUCUAUCUAUGCCAACUUGUAAACAGUUUCCUAACAUGAAAAGUGUUGAACCUCUUUCUAGAGUAUUAGAACCAGUUAUGGUCAGACAUUUAGAUAUAGAUUCUCCCGAAUUAGAAAGACGAGACAAUAAUGAUAUUGAUUCCUACAGAAGUAGGAAAAUCAAUGAUAAAUUUUUUGCACGAACUUCAAGUGCUAUGAAUGAUCCUGGAGUAGUUGGACCUAUAGUUUGGAAUCUUCGAAGACAGACUCUAACUACAGAGGGGAAUGGCACGUCAGAAACUGAUGAAAUAACAUGUACAUCAGCUGGUCCUGUUGGGCGAGCCAAGAGAAGGCUCCACGAGUUGCUGGAAGAUUCUUUUAGUCUUUUUGGAAGUAGAGAACAGAAUUCGGAAAUACCAACCUGCACAAUGCAACCAAAUUCGGCAGUAUACGUACCGGAUGUUCUGCCAAUUUUUUCGAAAACCAGAGGACGACCUGCCCAAAUUAGCCCUGUGUCUUCACGAACAAUGGAAAUGGAGGUACAACAUCCUAUAUCAUUAUCUCAAAAAAAUAUUGAAGAAAAUAUUACAGAAAAUGGACAUUCAGGAUCAAUUCAAUCUCAUAGUGGGUGGAGCUCUAGACCUUUAAGUGCUGGUCCCUUUCAUAGACCAAAUGUACCAGAUAUAGAUACAAAACGCAUACUUUCCAAUAGUCAACUUGCACCUGAGGACCCUGCAGUUCCACUAAUUGCAUCAAUUAAAAAAGAACUUGAAAAAUUUUCUUCUUAAUAUUUAAUACUUAAAUGUUAUGGAGGAAUGAAAUGGAGAAGAACUCACGUACAUUGAAAUUAUUAAAUAUAUACUAUUUAAUACAAUGAACUAAAAAAGUAUUUUAAAAUAAUAUCGAAAAUCGUAUUUAUAAUGAUGUGUAAAUAUCUUGGCAAUUUUUUUAUGAACAUUUUCAAUCGGAAUUCUUCGUGUUUCAUAUAGUUCAGUUUUAUUGAACUUCUAGUUAAUAAAGUGUAUAAUUUUAUCAUAUAAUUUUAUCAUUGUUAUUAUAACAUUUUAACAUUCUUUUUAUAAAUAUAUAUGUGCAAUUGUGGAAAAUCGUCAGUCAGUAAGGUAAUGUUAACACUUUCAUAAAACUUCAUUCUAUUUGGAUAAGUUGCAAAAUCUUUUGUGUUUUGAAUACAUAGUUAUGCAUCUGAAAUAUUCUAAGUAUGGUAGACAUAAAACUAUUAGUUAUAUCUUAAAGAUGCAAUAAAAAGAAUUUGCCUAUUUUAUGACAGCAAUAAUACAUUGUAUUCAUCUAAAGACUAAGGUUGAUUAAGCAGAUACAAUCAGUAAUCAUGUUAUACUCACAUUAUUUGAUGUAUUUAUACAUUUGUUAUAUACCUCUCUUUCAUUGUAUAUAUCAUAACUCACUGUGACUGAAUAAUUUA
Molecule: messenger RNA, 3036 nt
Organism: Nomia melanderi (Alkali bee)
Lineage: Eukaryota; Metazoa; Arthropoda; Insecta; Hymenoptera; Halictidae
Source: RefSeq, a predicted model, not a curated record